This is a messenger RNA of Pecten maximus, 1814 nucleotides long. Its product is annotated as peroxidasin homolog. The transcript is spliced from 10 exons. The record is from RefSeq and is a predicted model, not a curated record. Gene Ontology annotation, cellular component: axon; plasma membrane. Gene Ontology annotation, molecular function: cell-cell adhesion mediator activity. Gene Ontology annotation, biological process: axon guidance; dendrite self-avoidance; homophilic cell-cell adhesion. The coding region runs from base 399 to 1679 and encodes 426 amino acids. Lineage: Eukaryota; Metazoa; Mollusca; Bivalvia; Pectinida; Pectinidae.
AGGUGACAGAGGAGAGAUUGGACCUCAAGGAGCUAAGGGUACCGCAGCUGUGACGUCAUCGGUGGACACGAAUAAGUGCUGCGACAAUUUAUCGGCCCCUCAGUUUGUCCGUCCCCAGACAACGGUGAUUACAGCUACUCACGGGUCGUCGGUUGUCCUUCCGUGUCGCGCCUUUGGACUACCAAAUGCCGAUAUUACAUGUCCUCUAAAAUAGAUCUGUUUUAUCAAUUUUAGCGGCCCCUCAGUUUGUCCGUCCCCAGACAACGGUGAUUACAGCUACUCACGGGUCGUCGGUUGUCCUUCCGUGUCGCGCCUUUGGACUACCAAAUGCCGAUAUUACGUGGCAACCACCGGUGGACCCACUCUCCCUAGGAAGGUAUAUCCAGGAAUACAACGGCAUGGAAAUCCUGGAUGCUAAGUAUUCAGACUCAAUGACAUUUAAGUGUCGAGCCCACAACGUAUUUGGCACUGUGGAGAAAUUCAUCAAACUUAUCGUAACCGACAAAGUGACAGCCUCCGUUUCACCAUCUGAGUCAUUGGUCCAAGGUGGAUCGAAUGUAGACAUCGUCUGCUCGUGGACAGGGACGCCACCUCCAAACGUCACGUGGUCUCACGUGCUUCCGGGCGGGAAAUCUACCCCAGUGACAGCGGGAACUACUUUUUCAGCAAAUACAAAUACGAGUACGUUGCACGUGACAGGCGCCGGAGCGCUGGAAUCUGGGCUCUAUCAGUGUACAGCCAGUAACGGACUUGAGACACAGACCAGCACAGCUAACUUAACCGUCCAAUCAAAACCAGGAAUACUAACCGCUCCCCUUAGUCAAACUGUUUUAGCGGGACAAACUAUUGUACUCCGAUGUGACGUCAUUGCCUCGCCUCCUGCCAGCGUCGUGUGGACCUAUCCUAACACUGGGACAGCCCCUCCAAAGGAUGUAUUGGUGAACCCAGACGGUUCUAUAACUAUUCAAAACAUAAACGACUUUAAUCAGGGCGUAUAUACAUGUUCGGCGACCAAUAGUCUUGGUACAACCACGGUCACUGGACAGGUCAACGUCAUAUCUCCGGUAACAGUCAGCAUAACUCCAAGUCAACUUCCUGUACAUGCUGGAGAUUCGUUCACACAGAUCACUUGUUCCGGAACAGGAGAUCCGAAUCCGACUCUAACUUGGACCACAGAAAACGGUUCACCAGUAACGUCAAGCGGCGGGAAAUUUUUGUUACUAGGCAACGGUGGUCUGAUCAUAACUAACGUUGACCCUGAUAGUGACACCGGGGUCUACACUUGUACUGGAAACAAUGGCAAAGAGACGGCCACAGCUCAGACCAUUGUGUAUAACGAUCUCGGGGCACUUUCCUGCACAACAACAUUUGCUGAUUGCUCAACCAACAUUGGUAGAGCAUGUGGAGGACACUGCCCAGGGAACUGUAUCUCACAAGGUGGCGCUGUGUAUGGAUAUAAACAAUAUACUUUGCAAUCUGUAGUGUGUCUAUCUGCUAGACAUUCCGGAACAACAGGAAAUGACGUCAUAUGGCACAUAACAAAUGGAGGCAAUACCUACGAAAGUAAAUUAAACAACGGGAUCCAAAGUCAAUAUUCCGGUCCUCUUGCAGAGACAGCACAGAUAUGGGAGGGGUCUGCUGGCCCCGCCCAGCCAGCUAGUGUACCUAUAUUAGGAUAACUAUCCCGCCCAUCUAUACAAUAUGCCCAUAUAAGGAAGGCGGGCCUUUAUUCACAUCAGCCAAUCAUCGUCCACAUAUCUACUGCUCUGAUGAAGCCCAUUUCAUCUAUUAUGAAUUAAAUUACGUAGAAACAA